AUGACAAACAAGGAGUCCGAGGAUGUGGGUCUCUCCAUACCACUGUGCAUCUACAACGGAGCUUCCCAAACCAAUGGUACCUGCAUGGACCAAAUUGGCCGCUUCUUCCAACCGUUCUCCUCGACCUUUGCGCUCAUGGUGCUGGUGGCCAUGAUAAUUGGGAUAAUAUUGGUUUCCCUGGUAGCAUUUCACUUUAACAAGAGGAGAAUGAAGAAGAGGAAGAUUCAACGUGCCCAGGAGGAAUACGAGCGUGACAACCUCAGCCCGUCCACCAAGGCGAAGAGAGAGCCUAUGAGACCAUGCAUUAUUGUCCGACCAUCGCCUCGAGAUGGCGAACACCGGCCACACUCCGCUGUCCAAAAUACCAGUUAUCACAUUCAGGAGGACGUCGGUACCUUACCCAUUACAAAUAAUGCGUCAGAAUUGGAUAUGGCACACAUUGAGCAAGGAGACGGACAAGUGCUGGAAACGGUCGUCUUGUCUUGA
Messenger RNA from Oncorhynchus tshawytscha (Chinook salmon), 486 nucleotides. RefSeq lists its product as uncharacterized. The coding region runs from base 1 to 486 and encodes 161 amino acids. The record is from RefSeq and is a predicted model, not a curated record. The transcript has a single exon. Lineage: Eukaryota; Metazoa; Chordata; Actinopteri; Salmoniformes; Salmonidae.